Linum trigynum is the source of this 285-nucleotide messenger RNA. NCBI's taxonomy places the organism in Eukaryota, Viridiplantae, Streptophyta, Magnoliopsida, Malpighiales, Linaceae. The record is from the annotation of a GenBank genome assembly.
AUGGCUGCCAGUAAGAGUUACUUAGCCAGGCAGAACUACCGAUUCCUCGAUCAGAACCACCACCCCCACCACCUCCACAGCCACCACCACCACGACUUCGAACUCGACGAGUCCGACGUCUACGACCGCCACAGCCACCUCCCUGACUCGCCGGAGUUCCGGAAGAUGGCAAGGACGAGGAUCGCGUCCUUCUCCGUCCACGAAGGCGUGGGGAGGACUUUGAAAGGGAGGGAUCUGAGUAGGGUCCGAAAUGCAAUUUGGGAGAAAACUGGGUUCCAAGACUGA